ACGAAGAGAUAUUUUCUCCCCCUCUCUAUAGAAAAUGAAAAGGAGUAUGUAAUGUACGAAAACCAUACCAAACCCCCCACCCAGCACUGAUCAAUCAUAGACCUUCAUUUCUCUCUCUGGCUUUAUAUUCUUCCUUUCAUACAACUAUCCUCUCAAUUCUCUCUCUCUAAAACCUUGUCUUUCUCUCUCUAGACUUUCUUUCCAGCAGCAUGCCGCAAGUAGAUCUUGAAACCAUAGUUUCAGUCUGCGGCGGAGGCAAUGACCGGAAAAUAGCCUGCGAAACUCUGGCCGACGGCGACAAUCUGCCGGAGAAUCCAGAUCUCACCGAAGUUCCUCCUGAUUUCCCUCCAGAAUCGUUUUGGCUAUCCAAAGACGCUGAAUACGAUUGGUUCGAUCGAAACGCGUUCUACGAGCGCAAAGAAUCCACCAAAGGAAAUUCGAAUUCGUCUAAUCAGAAUCCGAACUCGAACUCCUCGUCUCAGCGAUUCUCUUUGAAUCUGAAGUCCAAGGCUUCGAUUAUUGGAUUGCCGAAGACACAGAAAGCUAGUUAUGUCGAUACGAAGCGAAGGACCUGUAAACCGGCCAAUAUCCGGUUGUUUCCGAAGCGAUCCGAGUCAGUCGGAAAAUCGACAGUUCCGGUGACAGAACCGUCUUCGCCAAAGGUUUCCUGUAUGGGGAGAGUGAGGUCCAAGAGGGGCCGCCGGAAACAGGCGUCACAACCGGCGAAAACGGUGAUAAUUACUACUGAUAAAGAAAAAACCGAUGGUGGACGCCGGAAAACCGGAUUAUACUCUCGUUUUAUGUCAGUAUUCCGGUCUACUCGUCGCUCGAAACGCUCAGUUGAGAGAAUCGAGCCGCCAGUUGAUUCGCCGCCGAGAAAGAGCGUGACGAUAAAGGUGCGUGAGAUGCCGCUUAGUGCUGAAAAGGUCGGUGAGCCCCCCGGUUUGGGAGGGAUGACGCGGUUCGCGUCGGGCCGGAGAUCGACGUCGUCGUGGGGGACUGAUGACUUGGAUCAGAUGCUAGAUGUUCGCGUGUCUAUAUCCGAGCCGUCAGAUCGGGAUUGCCGUGUGUAGUGGUUUGAUGGGGGACCCACAGGAAGAAGUUGAUUGCGGUCGUGAUGGGGAGCGUGGUUAGAUGGUCGUUGAGCUGACGUAAGAUGAUGAAUAACGACUUGGGAUACACAGGUAAAUUCACAGUUUAUUUAGCCCCUUGUGGUUCUUGGUUUUACUCGAUCUUAUUAAUUAAUGUAAAUAUGUGAGUGGUUUUGGAGUGAGCAGUUGUAAAUCAUUGUCUUUUUUACUUUAUAAAUGAAAAAUCUAUGGAUUUUAUUGCAAAA
This is a messenger RNA of Cornus florida, 1336 nucleotides long. RefSeq lists its product as uncharacterized. Bases 210 to 1073 code for a protein of 287 amino acids. The record is from RefSeq and is a predicted model, not a curated record. NCBI's taxonomy places the organism in Eukaryota, Viridiplantae, Streptophyta, Magnoliopsida, Cornales, Cornaceae. The transcript has a single exon.